AAUGUGUCAGGUAAGGGCUUUCACCCACGCAAAUAUGUGCUCAAUGUCGUCUGCUGGAGGAUUCUAUCGGCAAUCGCACAUAUUCAGGAACAAGGAAUCGGAUGCUUUAUGUUGGGCUCAGUAACAGCUGGAGCAAUAUAUAAAGUAUCUUAAGCCUUGAGCUAGGCUUGUUUGAUUCAUCACAUCAUGAAGCGUGAACGUCAGGAAGAGGAGCAUAGACUGGAGGUACGUGUAGCAGAAGAUCGUGAUUUUGAGCGGCUAAAGCAACUUUGUGAUUGUCAUGAUGGCUGGAACCUAGCCUUUGAUCACCCACCCACCAAAGUUUAUACCAGACCAACAAAAGAUUCAACAUUUCAAAUGAUAAAGGUGUGUACUGUGUACAGUGACAUAGAUGCCAAUGUGUUAUAUGAUGUCCUCCAUGAUCCACAUUAUCGCCAAAUAUGGGACAAACACAUGAUUCAUUCUGUAGAUGUUGGCUACCUCAACCCCAAUAAUGAUGUUUCCUACUAUGCAAUUUCAUGUCCAACACCUUUAAAAAAUCGGGAUUUUGUCCUGCAGAGGUCUUGGCUGGAUACCGGCCGAGAGUUGUAUGUUCUGAAUCAUUCUGUAUACCAUCACCAGUAUCCUCCAAAGAAAGGCUUUGUACGAGGUCUUUCUCACCUUACUGGCUACCUGAUUCGCCCACUACCUUCUGGUGGGUGUUCCUUCAGUUACGUCUCUCACUGCGACCCCAGAGGAACAUUACCACCUUGGCUUGUCAACAAGUUAACUCAUGUGCUUGCUCCUAAGAUGGUGAAGACAUUACAUAAAGCAAGUAGAAAGUACAUUGAUUGGAAGUCUCACAACAAUCCAAAUUACAAACCUUGGAUCUACCCAGAGCAGAUCAACUUACCCAGGAUAACCAUUAACCAGUGCACAAAGAGUCCUGCUGAUGACAUGGUGGACAUUGUGGAUGAAUCUCAUGUUGAUGAAAAAGCUCUUGCUCACCUCAGCAACGAUGACUUUUAAGGAUAUGUAGAGUUUAGGAAUCCAUUUGUGAUAUUGUAAGGAGCAUUGACCUUGCACCAACAAUGAUAAUGGAGGUUUUAGAUAAUGAAUUUUGUGAAGUCUCUCACUUAGAUAAGUGGUUGUUUCUUAAAUUGCAUCAUUUUAUUAUGAACUGAGUCAUGAAUCUCAUGACAAACAGUGUCCAAGAAAGAAAAAGUUACAGAUUGUAUUCCAAGACAGAAGCAGUCACAACAUAGUCUUGCUGUCAUUUUCAUAAUUGUUGGUAUCGCUCCAUUCAUUGUGAUAGAGAUAAAAGAUGACCCUGUGCAGUAUGAAUCUUUCUGGGUUUGGCACUUUAUCUGAUUAUAUUAUUAUUGUUGUUACAGAUUACCAUUAACUAUUUUAUCAAAUUUUAGUGCCAUUAUGUAAUGUGAAAUGAAGAAUUUGGAUAUAAUCAAGUGAAAAAUUAAAUUAUUGUUUAAUUGCGAGUUCCGUUAAUUAGUUUUUGUUAGUUGAAGUAUUAGGAAUUUAAUUGUUACUCUUUAUGUUACCCUUAAUUUUAUCUCAAAAAAGAAGUUAAAAUGUUAGGGCUUAUUUUAUAUUAAAUUACUGAUGUGCUAUAAGUAGUGUGUUUUGAGAAGAAUUUUUUCCAUUUUUUAUACACGCUAUGUUUCACAAAGAUAUACAGUAUAUCUGUAUAUACCUGUAUACAGGUACUGUAUACUUUUCUUUUGAGAUGGUGAACGUAAGCCUAAUAUUCUUCAUUACGGUACAGUGAAAGGCUGCAUGGGCUUCCCUGCUAGUCUGUGAACUGCAUGUACGCACAUAAUAUUGUUUUCUGACAAACUUCUUAGUAAAUUAUAAUAAUUACCAAAGUGCAAUGACUUGCCAUUUAAGAUUGAUUUAUUAUCAGCUUUAGGGUUAUUGUGAUGGCCUUAGAAUUAUUCCCUUCCUCAAUAUGAUCUUUUCAUUUAAUUGUGAAAAACUAGGAAAAAUGCAGCAUUUCCACAAUAUUAUCAGCUUGAGUAAAUGUUUUACAGUACUGUACUCUUUAUUUUGUUAAUGUUUAUAGAAUUAUUAUAAAUCCCAAGAGUGCAAUUAAUAACAAAAAUGUUUCUGAUGACUUAACAUAAAUACUGUGUGUAUAAGAGUUGUAAUGAACAGUAUUUUGUCAGUAAAAGAAAAAAAAAACCCUGAAUAUAUAUCUCAAAAUAGUUAUUUAGUAUUUCUGCAAGGCUAAAAUUGCUAUAUACAAGUUAUUUAAAACAAGACUAUCUUUGCAAUAAAGCUUUAAAAUAAGAAAAUAUUGUAUAUAAGUCUGUAUGCAUACCAUAUUACAGUACUUGUGCAUUAAUAUUUGUGGACCUAGAAACAAAAGUACAGUCUUUCUCCCAAUCAACUAAUGAAAGCAUUAUGCAACAGAUAUACAACCUUGAUUAUUGGUGACCAAUAUACAUCUCAAAAUAUUCCCAGUUUAAAAAUGCUAAGGUUGGGAGCUGGGACAAAGUGUGUGAGUGUACAGUACACUCAUAUGGCAUCACCCAUAGAGAUACUAAGGCCACACUGUCAAAGUUAUUUAUAAGAGUAAAUGAAGAAGGCAGUAAGGAAAAUGAAUAAUUCAAAAACAUUAUGUACUGUGGAGAGCUAGAUUUAUUUUUUCUAUUCAUUUAUAAAUUAGCUGGCUUGUGGGGAAUCUUACCUACCCCUAAUGGGCAUUUUUUUUUUUUCUGAAUAAAGAAUGUCAAACAUGAUAAAAUUCUAAAGAAAUCACAUUUAUAGUACUUUUUAGCAUUUUAUAAAAUGAAGAUGAGAUCAUCCUGAAGCCUAGUAACAGGUUGGCAAAAUUUUGUAUAACAUAAUUACUUUUUAAGAGUGUAAUACUCAAGUAUAGUACUUUAAAAUAUUUCUUAAUGUGUUUUCAUGGAUAAUUAACUAUUUAGACUAGACAUAAGGGUUCAUUAUCAUUUUACGUGUGUUCUAGUGUGUGGCAUUGUACUCCCUGAAGCAAGAUAACAUGCAAAGGUUCUUUUCUAUGAAAUUACAGCACUUUAAUAUUCUUAUCACUUAGUUGUGAAAUUUUCGUCCUAAUUUUCCAUUAAUACAACAAAAAUCUCUUACUUUUAUCUAAUUAUUGUUUACUUAUAUACUUCAUUGUAAACACUUGGUCUAAAGCCUCCUUGUUCAUCUGUGAUCGCUGCAGUUUGUUUAACUCUGAAUUCUUUCAGGUAAUUACUCUAACCAUACACUUUACGCUGGUAAAUUCAACAGCUUUAAUCCUUUUUUUUUUUUUAUGUCUUCAUCAAACAUAAUAUUGUUGUAAUGGUUACAAAUGCUAGAAAUCAUUGUCAAAUCCUGUCCAGACUAUUGUACAAUAACACUAGUGUGUUUCCCAUACAGUACUGACUAAACAUCCCUGGUGGGACCCUUCAAGAUAGGUGCCUUGAUGUUAGUGAAAGACACUUGAUCUAAGAUAUUGCAGUCACCCUCCCCUUCCUCAGAUCAAACCUAAUUGCCUUCCUUAUCCCAGGUGCUGUAUGACACCCAUGGGUUUAGAGCUUUACCAUGAAAAUAAUAAUUUUCUGGUGAUGCAUAAACCACAAGUAGAUAUUUUACAGAAUACAAAUUUGGCACAUACACCAAAGAUGUUUGCCCAGUAUAAAUUAAUGUACAUGUAUGUUGUCUUCCAAAUCAGAUUCAGUGGCUUAGGUAUUCUGAUAUUGGCUUCAAGAAUGUUGAUAAUUAUGGCAUUCUUUUGACUGGAACCUACUACUUGCAUCACCAAUAACUAAGGUUGUAUUGUUAUAUUUGUAUAAAUGGAAGCAGUUAAUGAAAAAAAAAUUAGGUGCAGAGCAAGCUUUUAUUGUGAGUGUUUCACUCUACUGUAUGUAGAGCUUUAACAAGUUAAUGCCAAUGUUUUGCCCUAGAGCUUUAUAAAGUUAGUGGUAAGGGUAGCAAUCUGGUUGGAAGAGGGGGCUAGAGGGCUUAUCUUGAAGCAGCAUUACUAUUAUUAUGUUUAACAAAAAAAGGCACAAUACCGUGACUGGAACGAUACACAAAUAACCCGCACAUAACCAGUGUGACUUUGUAAAUGGUCCAAGUCGGACCGAAACGUCGUUGUAAGCUUCUCUCUUUUAUGUGCGGGUUAUUUGUGUAUUAUUAUUUUUAUUUGAGGCUGGUGGAAUUUUUGAGGGAGCUUCAGCCUCCUUGGUGCUGCGACUGAUUUUAGAGCAAAACUUUGUCACAAUAAAAGUUUGCUCUUCAUUUGUGUGUCUUCUUUACUAUUGUUGGCAGUAAGCCUUUGUAUCCAGUGGAAGCAGUUAUGUUAUUAUAUACAGUUAGCGAGAUUCUUGUUGAUAUCGUAUAGGGAAGUCUUAUUCUGUAAAGUCAUAAAUAAUUGAACUUUUAUAAACCUUUUGAAAAUAAAGUAGAAUUAUACGGGUUUUAGAGUACUUAUGUGAUAACUUUAUAUAAAUGAAUCAGAGGGAUGAUAGUAUAUAUCAUCCCAGAAUUAUGAUACUGCAGCACAAGACUGUAUUGUGUUGAGUUUAUACUAUAAUAUGUGGAAAAUUCAUUAAGAUAUUAAGUUCAUCAUUCAUAUAUUUUUAUUCUGGUACCAUUAAGGGAAUUGGUAAUUUUACGAUAAUACAAAAACAUGUAAUAAUAAAAGCACUAUUAACAGAGUGCUAGAUUCACUAUUAUUGCUCCAUGCCACAUUAAAACUCCUGAGGCUGUGUAACAUGAGAUGUUACUGGGUGUGUGUGUGUUUCUGGGCCAGUUAGCCAGAUGACUCGCUAGUCAUUUAAUAUUUACCUUGCUUACAGCCUCCAUGGGGGCAGAGACCACUUGUUUCAGAAAUGCUGGGUCUCUAUUUGUUAAUAGUGGUUUUGUUGUUAUGAAGAAUAUAUAGGAAUUACAUGUUUUUUUUUUUAA
This is a messenger RNA of Cherax quadricarinatus, 4917 nucleotides long. Its product is annotated as START domain-containing protein 10. The record is from RefSeq and is a predicted model, not a curated record. Lineage: Eukaryota; Metazoa; Arthropoda; Malacostraca; Decapoda; Parastacidae. Gene Ontology annotation, molecular function: lipid binding.